CGUCGGCAUUACCUGUAGUUGUUCAGGAAUGGCUGCCUUCAGCGAUGUCGGGGCAGUUUGUUCAGUGCCGUCAUGUGGUCAACAGGAUUUCUUGCCCACGACAUGCUUCGCCUGCAAACGCCCAUUCUGCAAGGACCACUACCGUGCAGAGCUGCACGGCUGUGAAGCGUCGAGCGAGUCGGUGCUGCUGGAGGUCCCGAGCCCGAAACGCACGAGCGGCGCGUCGUGUGCUGCGCCAGGGUGCAAGGAGCAAAUCAGCGUGCACAACGGCCUGCAGUGUGCAAGGUGUGGCCAGGUGGUAUGUGUGCAUCACCGCUUCGAAGACCAACACCCAUGCGUGGACUUAGAGGCUGCGGUGAAGAAAGCUUUGGCGGAGGCACAGUCGAGCUUGAGGCCAGAGGAAUUUUCCGAAGCUGUUCGCACGUUAACAAAAAUUUUCGACAAUAUUCUGUCCCAGCCCAAGAAUGCGAAGUUCCGGAGCUUGAGAAAGGAAAACGCCGUGGUCAAGGAGAAGCUGAAACACCCCUCCUGUUUGGCAUCACUGCGACUAUGUGGCUUUGUUGAGGAUGCUGAUGUUUUUGUUUGCCCCGACUCCGUGGAUUUAAGCACGAUGCGCCGGGUUUGCACACAGCUCAAGGCUGUGCCUCUCUCUGAGGGUGUGCGGCUCGUGGAUGGAGUCAUCGUGCGACCACCCAAGGUGGAAGCACAGGGAGCUCCAGUGCAAAGCCGAGGCUACUCCGACAUAUCUUCAAGGUCCGCUCCUGCUGGUGGAGGAAAGCAGCGCCCAACAAAGUCUGCCUUUGAUUUCCAGCGUCGGGAGCGCAACACACAGCAGGCACAGAUGGAUGACCUCCAGGAACUGAGGCGUCAGCGAAAGGAGCAGUACCAAGCGGGCCCGAAAUCAGAAGGAGGCCGUGGGCCCGCAGUGCCAAGGCCGCAGGCGCCGGCGCCGAGCUCGGCGCCGCAGCCCUCGUCAGCUGAUGGAUGCUGCCUCCAGUGAACAGUGAGUCCUUAAGAUCAAAAAGGUGCUGAGCAGACGGGGAGAAGG
Molecule: messenger RNA, 1048 nt
Organism: Durusdinium trenchii
Lineage: Eukaryota; Dinophyceae; Suessiales; Symbiodiniaceae
Source: the annotation of a GenBank genome assembly